AGCCCACGUCUCCCUCUGGCUUGGGGCUGCAGUUCCGGUUCAGCCGUACACAAGACCAGGACGUUCACAUCCUGCAGGCUCAGCUUUGGCUCUACCUUCGAGUUCCCCGAGACCUGGUAGCCAGCCUCACCCUGAGAAUCUUCCUUGCUGGUGGGGACGGUGAUUUGGUGGGUGGCAAUCGCACGCUGCUGAGUGAGAGGCGACUGAGUGCCAAGGGAAGCGGCUGGCGCACCUUCACCCUCGUGCCUGCCCUGCAGAGUUUCUUUGGAGGAGAGCACCGGGCCCUGCGGCUGGAACUGGAAAGCCGUGGGGAUAAGGGAGAUAUCAUGGCAAUAGUCAAUGCCAGCCGGUCCCACCAGCCUUUCUUGGUGGCCAAGGCAAAGGUGCGGGAGCCAGGACACCACGUGGCCAAGCGCAGCCUCCGCUGCAGCCAGAACUCCAACCUCUGCUGCCGCAAGGAUUACUAUGUGGAUUUCCGUGACAUCGGUUGGAAUGACUGGAUCAUUAAGCCUGAGGGCUACCAGAUAAACUACUGUGUGGGCCAGUGCCCUCUACAUGUGGCAGGCAGCCCUGGAAUGGCCUCUUCUUUCCACACAGCCGUUUUCAACCUCGUCAAAGCUAACAACAUCCAGGCAUCAGGGCACUCUUGCUGCGUGCCCACGCGACGCCGGCCACUCUCUGUCCUCUACUUUGAUCGCAACAGCAACAUUGUCAAGACUGACAUCCCUGACAUGAUCGUUGAUGCCUGUGGCUGUAGCUAG
Tauraco erythrolophus (red-crested turaco) is the source of this 761-nucleotide messenger RNA. The record is from RefSeq and is a predicted model, not a curated record. NCBI's taxonomy places the organism in Eukaryota, Metazoa, Chordata, Aves, Musophagiformes, Musophagidae.